CAGAAAUUCAGAAUACUUCUCAACAUACCAUGUAGCUGUACAACCUCUUUCAUUGAGGAAAAUAAUGAAAGACUGCUAUGUGAUUGCUAGCACCACUUCUUGAGCUGAGAACAUUUCUCUUUUAGGAAGAGGUAAGAAAUUUUAAUCAGGAUUUACUUCCCUUUACCCUGUUCAUGGUUUUUCUUUGGCUUCUGCAUUAGUAGCACUCGAGUUUUGCAUCAAGUUUUUGUGGGUUUCCUUUCCAUUAAAAAUCCUGAAGUCUGUGACCAACAUCAAGCAGAAGAAGGAAAUACUGAACACACCAGAAGGCCCAUGAGCUGAGAAAAAUGGAGGCGCUGGCUGAGAUUAUGAAUAUUUCCAAGGAGGCACUAGAUGGCAGCUUCAUUAACAGCUCCUCCAACUGCACAACUGACAGCUUCAAACAAGUAAUUUAUCCCGUCACGUAUCUCUUUAUCUUCUUCCCGGGUGCUGUUGGAAACAGCCUCUCCAUUUAUGUUUUCUCCCAGACUUCACAAAGGAGCUCAAUAAACAUUUACAUGCAGAACCUGGCCGUUUCAGACCUCAUGUUUGUCAGCACUUUGCCCUUUCGGGCUUCAUAUUACCUCUUGGGAUCCCAUUGGAUGUUUGGUGACAUCCUCUGCAGGAUCAUGACUUACACCUUGUACAUGAACAUGUACUGCAGCAUUUAUUUCCUCGCCGUGCUCAGCGUGGUUCGUUUCGUAGCCAUCGCCCACCCGUUCAAACUCGGACAAGUGACCAACACCAAGUAUGCCAGGAUUACCUGUGUGGCCAUAUGGAUCUUCGUGCUGGCAGCUUCCAGCCCUCUGUUAAACAAGGAAAUCGCUGGCUACAGCAACCCAGUCAAAUGCUUGGACCUCCACCCCUCCAGCACACACAGGCUCCUCAUGAUGAACAGCUUUGUCCUCGUCGUGGGCUUCAUCCUGCCCUUCUGCACAAUUGUGUUCUGCUAUGUCUUUGCCAUCAGAGCGCUGAUCAAGUCCAGGGCUACGCGGAGCGGGAGGGCAAUCUGUCACAGGAAGGCACUGUUAACCAUUGUCAUCACCCUUGUCCUCUCCCUCAUCUGCUUCCUGCCCUACCACAUCCUGAGAACUGUCCACCUGAUGUACAGCAGCUGCAGCCAGGCCAACAUGCACAAGGCGCUGGUGGUCACUCUUUGCCUCGCUGCCAUGAACAGCUGCCUUGAUCCCUUCCUCUAUUACUUUGCUGCUGAAAAUUUCAAAGCAAAAAUCAGAAGUUUGUGCUGCAGGUAGCUGGUGCAGAAUUGCAAAUAUAUAUAUACAUAUAUAUAUAUAUAUAUACACACAUAUAUAUAUAUACACAUAUAUACAUAUAUAUAUAUGUAUAUAUACAUAUAUAUAUAUGUGUGUGUGUGUAUAUAUAUAUAUACACACAUAUAUAUAUGUAUAUAUACCAUCCUGAUGGGAUCUCUAGACUGGGCUCAUACUGUUCAAUGACAGAGGCUGCGUACUGUGCUGCCAGCCUACAGCUCUGCUGCUCACUGUCAGGCAUCUCUGGAGCAGAAGUCUCUGGGACAGAGUUCUUUGUGGGUGACCAAAACUGAUCUGGAUGAUCUGAGGACAGGUGGCUGGGUAUGGUCCCUGGUUGUCUUCUGUUUAGCAGUGUAGAGACACCUCUGUUGUCCACUCUCCCCAGGACAAGGCAUUGAAAGGAAUCCACCUUGCUACUGGAGUCCCAUUAUUUAAUUUCACAAUACUGAGUGACUUGAAAGGGAAUCUGCUCAUCUGACCACUUCAGUGUCUGUCCCUGAACCUCUCAGUGCUCCAUUUCCCUUCAUGUGCAGGGGUUCAGACACUGUGAUUCCCUAAAAAUUCACAGUACCCUGCCAGUUACUGCAAACGCUGUCAAAGGGGUUGCACAUUAAAGAAAUAUAAAGCAUCACUUAUGCUUUCCACUGAGGCUGACUUAAAAACAGGAAGAGAGGCAAGCAGGACUCAGCACUGGCUCAGGCUGCUCAGAAGUCACUAACAUGUCUAAAUUUUCCACUCUGAGCCAGCGACCAAGGUAUUCUGCUUAACAUUUCAUGGGUUGUCAAGUGAGAGAAUGAUUUCAAGCAAGUAGCAUCAUCCUGGACUGUUGUGAGUAAGACAACCGCUGGCAGUGGGAGCAGGAUGCGGGUGCCCAGAGCACUGGGCUGCAUCCUGCAGUUCUUCAUGUGGAGUCAAUUCCUUCAAGGUCAUUGCAACGCUUUGUUUUUAUGCCCAGUGUUGCCAGUGCUUUUAACAAAGCUGAGGCUAAGCAGUUCCAUUCCCACGCAGGGAUCCAAAGAAAAACUUUAAAAAUUAUUUUGGUCUAAAAAGGUCACAAGGGAGUGGUUUCCACUGCACAGGUAAAUCAGUCUGACACCAAACAGCUGCCAAAGGAAUUCCCAAUUGCUCAUCUUCAGUCUCCUCUGAGGAGGAAACUGAUGCCUUUUUUCAUAGGAUUAACUUCCCAUUGGUUUGAAUUUCCUACAUCAAACAUGAAAGAAUCCAACAGGGAAGCACUAACCCAGGUACAGGAAAAAAGAUGGGCAACAGAGAAGGUGGAAGAGAGCUUUUUUAGAAAGCAAUGGGAAUCUACUCCUGUGUGUACUUUGGAAAAUUUCAUCGAAUGGCUGUCUGUAUAUGUAAGUCUCUGAAUAUUUUCUAAAAUAUGUUUUCUAAAAAUUAGACCUAAGUGAAAACAGGCUCAAACUCAGUUAGACCAUAUUUAGAUUUUGGGUUUAAUUACCUCAUAUUUUACUAAAAACAGACAAGAAGUUUAGUCAUGUUUUCCAAGAAAGCAGCUGGACUUAUAUAAAAACUAACGAAAAUGCUGAAAACCUUCCUUUGCCGUAAAAUUCAACCAAAGGAAGGUUUCUUUCUGUGAAGAUGCUUCUCAAUGCUCUGAACUUUUUAUGGAGAAAGAACUCCAUAAGCUGAAUGUUAUCGCUCCCAAACAAAAAUAACAGCAGCAAGCUAUUUUUAGCUCUGCCUGAAAUAUUCAGAAAAAAAUCAUUGCUGGUCAGGUGGAAAAGUACUUGGCAAAUCACUGGAAAAGGCACAUUUUUUCUUGGCUGUCUAAGGGUUAUGUUCAAUCUGUUUCAGUCACUUGAUGCUGCCUUUGAUGUAGGCAGAGAGUUUUAUCAGAAGCCUUCACUAAAGUUCAUGCUCCAAAUCCUUAUUUCAAUAACGCAGCAGCAUACCUGAGAGCUGACCUAAUGAUGCCACGUGAGCUCCUUGAUCCCAGGCUGUUGAGGAAAAAGGGAAUAUUAGCAGUGGUUUGCAAUAGGAAUUUGAUUGAGAUGGUAACCAUGCAGAUAUAGCAAGCUCAUAAUUGGAAGGAAGGGGCAAACUCUUUUUCUGUGGUUUUCAUCCGUCAGGAAGAAACCUGAACAGCAACAAGUGACAAGCUUGAAGCCUCUCAUGAGACACCAUCCACUUCAAAUACUGCAAGAGAAUGCAAAAAAAUAUCCACAGUCCAAUCUCACCCACAUGCUUCUGUCUGUAUCUGUCCAGUGCACCCGAGUAUCAGAUAAUUUUGCAUUUAGAGGCUAUAUGUAUCUCUCUUAUGAGGUCACUUUUUUUGUAUUGAUCACACUAUUACUUUGUUGGCAAUUGAAUUAACUGUCAGAAUUGUGUUUUAAUAAACUAGAUUUACCUGUG
Molecule: messenger RNA, 3665 nt
Organism: Serinus canaria (Common canary)
Lineage: Eukaryota; Metazoa; Chordata; Aves; Passeriformes; Fringillidae
Gene: CYSLTR2
Product: cysteinyl leukotriene receptor 2
Exons: 2
Coding region: 327-1271 (314 amino acids)
Biological process (GO): G protein-coupled receptor signaling pathway
Cellular component (GO): plasma membrane
Molecular function (GO): G protein-coupled receptor activity
Source: RefSeq, a predicted model, not a curated record